UUUUCCUUUCACUACGAACGGGGAAAUAGAGCGCGUGUCCUUUACUCCACUCCAGGCUUCAUACAGUGAGACUCCGCUGAUAUAAGUUUAAGCACGUCCCCCAAAAUUCCAAUUUCCUGAGUUUCACUUUCGCCUCGCGUUCUCUCAAAUCCCCCUUCUCCUCUUUUGGUUUCUUCUGAAAACCCUAACUUAGCAGCAAAACUCAAUUCUAAUCUCUUCAUUUGUUCUGCACUUCUUUGCUAUUUUUUUUUGCCGAAAAUGCGUGUGUUUUCUUGAUUGUGAAUCUGGAAUUGAGGGAUGGAGUUUCCUAAAGAGACUCAACUGAUGGAACUCGCGGCGCCGAGAACAUCGUAUCAGGACUUGUUAGAUGCGCAGCGCGAUCUCUUUCAGAAUCAGAUCGAGAAGCUCCAACAAAUAGUAGCCACCCAAUGCAAACUAACCGGCGUCAAUCCCCUUUCUCAAGAGAUGGCUGCUGGGGCGUUAUCCAUUAAAAUCGGAAAGAGACCUAGAGAUUUGCUAAAUCCGAAGGCUGUAAAGUACAUGCAACUUGUAUUCUCCAUCAAAGAUGUAGUUAGCAAGCGGGAAACUCGGGAGAUCAGCGCUCAAUUUGGAGUUACAGUUACUCAGGUUCGGGACUUUUUUACUGGUCGGCGCACAAGAGUGAGGAAGUGUGUGAGAUUGUCAAAAGAGAAGGCCAAUCGAUCUUCUGCCCAUGAUGCACUGCAUAAUGAGACUACAUCUGCUUCAGAUCCCAAUAUGCUUUCAGAAGCAGUCCCUAUAGACACAAUAGCUCCAGUAAAUAUUGACGAAGGGCCUUCGUGCUCAAAACGACAUGAGAGUUUCACUGGCAUGGAUGAGUCAGACCUUCACUUUGUUGAAAAUAUAUUUAGUUUGAUGAGAAAAGAGGAUUCAUUCUCUGGACAGGUUAAGUUGCUGAGGUGGAUUCUACGAGUGGAAAAUCCUUCAGUGCUAAAUUGGUUUCUAACUGAAGGUGGACUGAUGAUCUUAGCAACAUGGUUAAGUGAAGCAGCAAAAGAAGAACAAACAAGUUUUCUUCGUGUUAUUCUUAAGCUGCUUGAUAACUUGCCGCUGCGUAAGGCUCUACCCGUUCACAUGUCUGCUAUAUUGCAAAGUGUUAAUAGACUGCGGUUUUACAGGACAUCAGACAUCUCACACAGGGCAAGAACUAUGCUAUCCAAGUGGAGCAAUAUGUUGGGAAAGAACCUCUCCUUGAAGAAAAGCAAUGGAUUGAAAUCAGCCAGUGAUCUACAAGAUGAGAUGCUCUUGAAGCAGAGCAUUAAUGAAGUUAUGGGCAAUGAAUCAUGGGACUCUAAAGUUGACAACUCUGAGGAACCUUUGAGAUUCUUGUGCGACAGUGCUGAUAACCAUUGGAAGUUGGAUGCGGCUCAGCCUCAAAAAAUGCUUACAGCAUCAGGGGAUGACUCUAAUAAAAGGCGAGGUGUUCUGUCAUCUCAUACGCGAGAGAGACGGAAAGUUCAGAUGGUUGAGUAUCCCAGCCAGAGAUUGGCUGUAAGGAGUCCCCAGGUUGCAAAGUCAACACCUGCAACUCAAAGCCGCCCACUUUCUGCUGAUGAUAUACAGAAAGCGAAGAUGCGUGCUCAAUUUAUGCAGAAUAAACAUGGGAAGACAAGUACAUGUCCGGAUGAAAAAGUAAAGCCUGAAAGUCAGAAUAGAUGUACCUCUUCGCAUGCCAAUUUCCCUCCAUCGGCUUCUAAGUCUAAUCUCCAGAGUGAACCUGAGGAACAGAGGAAACUUGAUAGUGCUGUUUCUAAAUCUAAUGUCCAGAGUGAACCUGAGGAACAGAGGAAACUUGAUAAUGCUAUCUCUAAACUUGCCAAUCAACAAGCAAUUUCUCCUCUGGAGUUGGAGGAGCCUCCAUGCAAGAAGAACAAGAGAGUUCAGAUCCCAUGGCGGACACCUCCAGAAAUCAGAAUUAGGGAGGCAUGGCAUGUAGGUGAUGGGGCUAAUAGCAAAGAAGUUGAAGUUCAGAAAAACAGAAUUAGGCGUGAGAGAGAAAUAGUUUACAGGGAAGCACAAGAAAUCCCAUCUGACCCAAGGGAACCUUGGGACCGUGAAAUGGACUAUGACGAUACAUUAACACCCGAAAUCCCUAUUGAGCAGUUGCCAGAUGUUGAACCGAUAGACACACCUGUUUCUUCAAGUGAUACAAAGGAAAUUGUAGCUUCAGUUGCCUCUGCAUCAUCUGAGAGUAUGCCUGAACCGGACCUCGAAUUGCUUGCUGAAUUGUUGAAAAACCCAGAUUUGGUUUUUGCAUUGGCGUCUGGGCAAGGUGGUGAUCUAUCAAGUGCUGCGACUGUUAAGCUCCUUGAUAUGAUCAAAGCGAAUGGAGUGAGUUCGUUGGGUAAUUUAUCUGGGAAUACCACCGUUGAGGUUUCACUACCAUCUCCGACACCUUCGAGCGACCCUGUUCCGAAUGGACUGAAGCCCGACUUUUCAAGAAAUCCAUUUUCACGGCAGCAUGCAUUUGAAAAUGGCAAUGCAUAUCAGGCACCUGGAGCUUCUCUUCCCCUCCAGUCGCAUGGAAUGAUUCCAACUAGCAUUUUACCGCAGCAUCAGAUUCCAGCCACUACGAUUUUGGCUCCUCAGCCUUCAGCAGCAGUCCAACAGUUGGCCCAUAUGGUGGGGCCACCGGUAUCAUCUCUACCUAUUCAGCUGCCUGAACAGUGGCAGGGACCUGCAAACCCACAAAUUCAUCACCAAAAUACUCAUCCUAUCACUUCAAAUAUACAUUUGACCACAGAAAUGAGGCUAAAUGCGAAUACUUUAGCCGACUCUAACCGGGCUUCUUCUAAUGUACUAGGUGCAUCUUCCCCUACUAUUCGGGCUGAACCCUUCGGAAAUGUUAAUCCAUCGCCGGGGUCUGUGCUAAUGGCCCCAUCUCAAUCGCUUGCACCGUCACAUCCUCUAAACCCACAGUUGUCCUACAUACAGGAACCAUUAGUCUCCAACUCAUUGCGUUCAAGGCAGGGUUUUGAUUCAAACUAUCACUAUCAAAACAAUCAAACAGUGAAUAACUAUAAUGCUUACGCAGGAGGAGCUGGGCAGGCUGUGUUGCCGCCAGCAGGUAACUGGGGUGGUAGAAACAAUCUUGCAGAUAGGCCCGAAUUUGAGUCAUGGAGCCCGGAUAACAGCCCCUCUAGACGUCAUGAAUACUUACCAGGCCGGUAUUAUCAUGAGGCUAGCCCCAACUUAAGACAUGGAUACAGGCCCGAAAGGUCCAUGCAGAAAAGUCUGGGGGAGUCGUCUAGUUAUCAAGAAUACAACAUGAGCAGAACUGGAAGUCAACGGUGGCCGGACCACAGAAAAUAGUGAUGAUCCGAUCUUUGCUGUAGAUGGAAUGCGGGUUUUACUUUUUUCUGUGGAGAUGAGUUGGGGAUGAAAUGCGGGCCGACUGUUGAUGCUGGGCAUGGGAUGUAGACUUCUUUUUGUUGCUGCAAAGUACUUUUUAGCUAUCUAUUUGCUUUUGUCCUUGGGGUAUAUGGAGGACAUUCUUGAUACAUUGGAUUAAGAAUGACAAAGAUUGCUUAUUUCUUUCUUCGGCCGAUGAUUAAUUAUCCAGGACUGUUCUUCAGAA
Sesamum indicum (sesame) is the source of this 3616-nucleotide messenger RNA. It is a transcript of the gene LD, whose product is annotated as Homeodomain-like superfamily protein. The record is from RefSeq and is a predicted model, not a curated record. Gene Ontology annotation, cellular component: nucleus. Gene Ontology annotation, molecular function: DNA binding. NCBI's taxonomy places the organism in Eukaryota, Viridiplantae, Streptophyta, Magnoliopsida, Lamiales, Pedaliaceae. Gene Ontology annotation, biological process: vegetative to reproductive phase transition of meristem.